AUGAGAAGGCAACGAUAAUUUUAUAAUUUUUUUUAUAAGAAACAGGAAACGCAUAAACGCACCAUCUUCUUCUCCGCCGCACCGUGGCGUCACCUUCUUCUCCACCGCAUUUUCACGUCUUCCGUUCAUUCUCUUCCAAACUCAGAACCACAAUUCCUCCAAACCAAGUGAAGACUUGUUAUAGAAAAAACUCAUAGCUGGAUUCUUCAUCAGCCAUUUUCAAUUUCAGUUGGAGAAUUUGCUGUGUUGCAUGUAGAUGUUGCAGUCGUAAAUCAGGAAAAAAGAAUUAAAGAGAAUUCUGUAUCUGAAUGGCUGCUUCAGCAAAAACUCUCACAAAUAGCAAUUGCACAACAGAUGAAGAUUGGACGGUUGUUUUACCCCGUCGUGGAAGACAAAAAAGAAAAAUUACCGAAGUUGGAAGAAUUUUGGAAGAAAAACAAGAACCAUGGACUCCAACAGAUUCUCAGACAGAUCCAAGCAGAGAAGCACCGUUAAUGCAGAAAAUGGAAGACUAUAUUAGUAAGAUUGGGAACUCUCAGUUCUAUCACACUUUCAGCGAUCAGAUUCAAACAUCAGCUUUAGAUUCUUUCCACAGGGUUUUGGGCUCAGAAACAAAGAUGCAAAUGGUAAUUUAUGGUAUUGGCAGCAUUGAAUUGUAUGAGCCCCCGUGUUUGCAACUUAGCAUUGCAAUGUUGAUGAAACGAGAUUUCAAUUGGAUUGGAAACAUAGAGGUAUUUGAUCCUAUUCUGUCUGCAACUGAGUCUCGGGUUUUAGAAGCUCUCGGUUGUACUGUCAUGUCCAUAAACGAGCAUGGGAAGCGAGAAGCUCUAAAGCCGACAAUGUUCUUCAUGCCUCACUGCGAAGCAGAGUUAUAUAUCAACCUUUUGCGGGCAAAUUGGAAACUGAAUCUCUUAAAAAACAUGGUAUUAUUUGGGAACAGUUUUGAAGCAUACGAGGAGCAUUUGGCAUUAUGCAAGUACACAUCUAUUCCGAACUCAAUAGGGCAUAUCUUGGCUGCCAGAAGUUUCACAAGCGAAUUCAAAAUCGAAACAAUUUCUGAUGAUUAUUAUAAAGCAUUUCAUGAUUCAAGUUGGCAUUUUUUCAGUCCUGUACACGAGACAGAGCUGCAAUUUAUCAAUUCUUGAUGGAGUCUAUCUCAAUCAAUAUUUUGUUGUACACCAUUUUAGCAUAUUAUUGCUCAAGAAAAUCCUUGAUAUUUGGCUCUUGCAAUUUUGUACACCACUUAAUUUCUCCAAAUAUCCUUCAUAUUCGACUCUUAUGCCUAAGGGCUAGUUUGUAUGUCUUAUUUUUACAUAGUAAAAAUAAAAUUAUUUUCACCAAUUUAUAUA
Molecule: messenger RNA, 1349 nt
Organism: Trifolium pratense (red clover)
Lineage: Eukaryota; Viridiplantae; Streptophyta; Magnoliopsida; Fabales; Fabaceae
Product: protein SENSITIVITY TO RED LIGHT REDUCED 1
Exons: 2
Coding region: 309-1145 (278 amino acids)
Biological process (GO): microtubule-based process
Cellular component (GO): nucleus; cytoplasm
Source: RefSeq, a predicted model, not a curated record